GCCUGCAACUCUGGCAGUAAGAGCGUGGUUUUGAGCAGUGAGCACGGUCUCCUUAUUCGUUGCAGGUCCGGCAUGUUUCUCGUCUCGAAGCAAUGUCUCAAGCAGAUUCAACAAUCAAAAUGUCGUAGACACCUUCCACGAGUCGCCGUCGUGCGCAACAUUCAUGCCUCACCUAUUUCUUCAUUUACCCUGGCUCUCCCGACUGUGGAAUUCCCAAGUCUUCCCACUCGAGCACGCGAUACAAGGGAGUCUAUUCAAGUCUUAAAGCUCCAAGAACUCGCUCACUCGAUGAAUGCCGUAUCUCCGGACCCUGCAGUCGUAUGGAGGAAUUACCGUGGACUACUUCGCAUCGAGCUUCCAAGAAAUGUGCCUUUGGCAGUACACCAACGUGUCCUUCGCCUAUGCACACCGUCUCCGAGGGAAAUGCGACUGCACCUUGCAGAACGGAUGAAGAUGAAUGCGCGUCCAGGUGUUCCUCACCUUUACGAGAAGCGCUUCCAGCAAGUCAUCCAUAAUAUCCGGGAAGCAGGUUAUACUCCUACAUUGGAGGAUUACCACUAUGUUCUGGAACAUUUUGCUGCUGUUGGUCACCAUGCAGGCUCACUCCAAGUAUUACGGGAGAUCGACGAGCUCAAAUUUCCAAAAACAUCAACAACCUACGCGUUAUGCCUUCAAGCACUAUGUCAUAGUCUGACACUCCCGUGUUGGCAUGAGGAUCGACCACAGCUCGUGAAAGAAAUCUCACAGACCGCUCAGAAAUUGAUCGAUGAAAUGUGGGUUGCUGGCAUUCCCGUAUCUUCGGUCAACGUCGAUUUGGCUGUUCGCGUGUUGAAAGAGACACUGGACAUGGAGACAUUGGAGAAGCUACUGAAGGUUGUGUACGGUAUCGACUUGUCCUUCCCCGAUCGUCCACCUGUCGAGUAUUGGGACCAAGCCAAGUCUAAACCAGAAACUGGUGAUUUGGUCUCACCGCUACCUGGACCGCAACCGUUCACCACCCCAGCAUUGAACACAACAUUGGAUAUUCUUGGACGUCUAGGCAACGUCUCCAAGAUGGUUCAACUGUUCGAGGUGAUCACAGUUCCACUUCCGAAGGGUGUCUCUGAAGUGCCGUCUUCGUCAUUCGACGAGGAUGACGAUGAUUUUGGUUGCAGCAGUCCUGCUGUGUCCUCCUUUCCCUUGCCUCACGCGCAACCCAACACUACGACAUUCUACACGCUCAUUCGCUGGAUUUGCGAGAUGGAUCACACCAUUUUGGCUCGUCAUUACCUUCUCUACGCCUUCCGCUACGAUAGGGACAUCGAUUUUGCAAUACGCAGGGCUCGCGUCGCGAACGUGAAGAACGGCGUAGACACCCCAAUAUUUGCACCCCGCGUCUCGAUAACCCGGGGUAUCUUGCAAACAGUAAUGGGUGCUGCCAAUCGGAACAAGAACAGGAAUAUAGAGAUACUCAAAUGGGUUUCGAUGAUGAUUGUGAAAGUCCUGAGGUGCAAAAGGCACGAUUUGAAGUUCUAUUCUCUCUGGCGGGACCAAGAAGCUUCCAAACUCGAGUCGGCCGAAGACUUGUCCGAGUCAGAGGCGCCAGUAGCAAAUCUGGCAGAUGCCUCAUCGACAGUUGAGGCCUCUUCGCCGUCACCAUCAACAGCCAAUGUCAAUGACCCAGAUGUCCCACAGCGGCCCACUCCUUUAUUCGAACUCGACAUCAACGACACCUCACUCCCUCCAUCUUCAAAACAACGGUUAUUCAACCUCGAUUUACACAUAAAUCUCUUAGAGCGAGACAUCGAGGAGAUUUCUGAACUGGAGAAACGUUGCAGUGAAAUCCUAGCUCGUGACACUCAACGGCUAAAGGAACGGUUAGGCCGUCGAGUGUGGAAAAGUAAAGACGUGUAUUUCCGUGUGCCUGAGGGACGUAGGGUGGUCAGCCGAGAACAUUGGCAGGAGAUCGUGAACUUUCGCGAACCUCCUGAUGUUCAAGGGGAGGAUGACCUGGCAGACCUGGACGGACCUCCGCGGCGUUCACGACGUCGAGACCGACGUUCCUGAGCCUCUCUCACAUUAUCGAUAUUUCUAUUCCAAUAUGUGAGCUCUUAUCUCAGAUAUCGUACCGUCAAGUCCUGACUAAAUGCAAUGCGCAUUCAGUGCUUUAGACCAAUCUUAGACGCGUACAUUCUACCAUAGGAAUGGAUCGCCUGCACUCUGGGGCGUGGCAUCGAUAUACCUUACGUGCUUUAUACCUGUGCGACGGACGGCACCGUUAUUUCCAUUCGCCUGGUAGUACUCGAUCUGGGUCCCCGAGACUAAGUAUCGCGAGACGGGAAAUACAUUACCUUACGGAAAAUACUUCCUGUUCGCAGCCUCUGGCUUCCUAGGCGUUCUGGUUGGCUUUCAUUUUAGGAGCUGAUUCGAAGUGGAGAUGAUGAACGAAGACGCAUUUGUCGGUGCAUUAAUGAUAUUGUAGCUCUAGAAUGGUAGUGGUAGUGCCCUAAUAUGAAGGAUGGGAAGCAUGAACACUGGCGGACCGCGCCUUAUCUCUUGCUCAGUGGUUAUGAUGCAACGUGGCUCGAUGUAAAGAAAGAAAUACAGAAAGAAAUAACAUCGACAGCAAUC
Messenger RNA from Somion occarium, 2610 nucleotides. The record is from the annotation of a GenBank genome assembly. NCBI's taxonomy places the organism in Eukaryota, Fungi, Basidiomycota, Agaricomycetes, Polyporales, Cerrenaceae.